AACCAUUUUAAAGGAUUUCCUGAGAUCCAAGAAAAGCCAACCUAUAGGGAAAAGGGAGAGGUGGACAUUAAACAUCUUCUAAGGACUCUUCUAGCUGAUACUAUGAGAUGAUGACAAAAGAGAAAACAUCUGGAAAGUGAAGAGUCCCAGGAAACCUCUGAGAUGGAACGAGGAUUCUUAAAGUCACAGGAGGAUGUCCUGCAGCCUGCGUUCACUGAAGUGGCUAAAGGCUGGUUGUCUUCUACCUCCGAAUAUUUCUCUUGCAUCUCAUCUUCACAGAAGCUCAUCCAUGGUGGCCUCCAGCUAUCACAUCAAGAUAGUCUUUAGCCUAGAUCUUCCCUAGCCCAGGUUCAGGAACAGAGGGAGACUCCUCCUCCCUCACAACAUGUCUCCUUGUCAUCCCAUCCAUCCCAUAAGACCUGUGUGUCCUCUCUGUGUGCGAACAAAGAGGAAAGGGGCAUGAAAAUAUACUACAUGCUGGCACAAAAAAAAGGCAUGGUUGUCUCCUGGGAGACAGAGAAAACCUCAGCGUCACUAGAAAAGCAGCCGAGGAUGGAAGAAGUGACCCUACCUGAGAAAGUGAGGGCAAGGGUGGGUACUCUCUCCUCUGGUGCAUCCACCAGAAACCUACAUUCUGACGGUGAUCCCAGUGGGGAGGAGAGAGAACUUGAGGAAAAGGCCGAGUCAGAGAGCCCAUCACGGUCACCUGCCUAUGAGGAGAGACCGAGGGCCGAGAUACCUGACUGGCUUGUUGCCAUGAAGAAAGGCUUCAGAUGCAUGGUCUGCUGCCGGGUGUUUGCCCCCUUGGAGACCCUCCAGGAGCACAUUCAGUACGGGAUCAGGGAGGGCUUCAGCUGCCACGCCUUUCAUCUUACUAUGGCUCAGCUGACAGGGAAUGUGGAGCCAGAGAUCACCCAAAAGAAGGAGGAGGAAGAGAAACAAGAAGAAAAGAUGAAUGAGGAGGAGCAGCCUGCAGGGGAAGACCUUGGCCUGAGGAGAUCCUGGAGCCAAUGUCCAGGCUGUGUGUUUCAUUCUCCAAAGGACAGAAAGUAA
Molecule: messenger RNA, 1053 nt
Organism: Carlito syrichta (Philippine tarsier)
Lineage: Eukaryota; Metazoa; Chordata; Mammalia; Primates; Tarsiidae
Gene: FAM170A
Product: family with sequence similarity 170 member A
Biological process (GO): fertilization
Cellular component (GO): nucleus
Source: RefSeq, a predicted model, not a curated record